Closterium sp. Naga37s-1 is the source of this 417-nucleotide messenger RNA. The record is from the annotation of a GenBank genome assembly. NCBI's taxonomy places the organism in Eukaryota, Viridiplantae, Streptophyta, Zygnematophyceae, Desmidiales, Closteriaceae.
AUGAGCACUCCGCGCCUGGUGCUUUCGACGAGCGGGUCCGUGGACAACGCGGGCGUGAGUCCCAUCAGCCCCGUGGGCCCGUUCAGCCCCAUCUCGCCGCUCAGCCCGGGCAUGGCGAGCCGCCAGCGCCUCAGCAGCCUGCAGGAGCGGCGGGGCGUGCCCGUGUCGAACCCUCUGCCUCGCCUGCUCAAGAAGCCCGCCUGGCAGCUGCUGCGCGUGCGACGCAUGGGAGGUGUUGACGCCGCCCCGGAGUUGUAUCGCAGCCCCACGGACAUGAUGAUGUCGCCCGUCUCACAGCAGCUCUCAGGGGUCACGCAUCCCAUGAGGCAGGUGGGGAGGAUGUGCCCACAGAUGGACAGCAAUGGACCCACUGCUCCUAUGGGCAUGAGCACCACCGCCACCACAUCACGGGGAUGA